This is a messenger RNA of Betta splendens (Siamese fighting fish), 3168 nucleotides long. It is a transcript of the gene kcng3, whose product is annotated as potassium voltage-gated channel, subfamily G, member 3. The record is from RefSeq and is a predicted model, not a curated record. The transcript has 2 exons. Gene Ontology annotation, biological process: potassium ion transmembrane transport; protein homooligomerization. NCBI's taxonomy places the organism in Eukaryota, Metazoa, Chordata, Actinopteri, Anabantiformes, Osphronemidae. The coding region runs from base 264 to 1535 and encodes 423 amino acids. Gene Ontology annotation, molecular function: delayed rectifier potassium channel activity; protein binding. Gene Ontology annotation, cellular component: voltage-gated potassium channel complex; membrane.
CUCGCCCUCACUGGGGUGGAGAGUCUCCUCCACAGGCUACAGUGGGAGAACGGGAGCGAGUGAGGGACAGAGGGGAUAGUUUCCAACAGCCGCGGAGCUCGGUGCGGGGCCACGUCCAGUAAGAGAGAGAACCACGCCCCGGGGGACAGGGGAGACCGUGACCCCCCCCACCCCACCCCCUCACCCCCUCCUCCAAUAUCCAAAGUCCCGUAGAAUGGGAGCGACCAUGGAGAGGAGUUCUAGUUAGGAAGCAGGUGGACAAGAUGAAGUUUGGAAAGAGCAUCUGCGUGCUCAACGUAGGGGGGACCCGCUAUGCCUUCAGCCGCGAGGUGAUCAGGGACUUCCCUCUCCGGCGCGUGAGCCGCCUGCAUGCCUGCGCGACCGAGAAAGAGGUCCUCGAACUGUGCGACGACUACGACCGGGACCGCAACGAGUUCUUCUUUGACCGCCACGCGCAGGCGUUCGUGUUCAUCAUGCUCUACGUGCGCUCCGGCAAACUCCGCUUCGUCCCCGGCGUGUGCGAGCUGUCCUUCUACUCGGAGAUGCUCUACUGGGGGCUGGAGAGCGCGCACCUGGACUCCUGUUGCCAGAAACGCCUGGACGACCGGAUGUCCGAGAUCGGACUGGACAGUCUGUCCGAGGGGGAGCUCGGCGCGUCGGGCGACGAGCCGCAGAGCCCGAGCGAGUCCGCGCAGCGGCUCGCGCUCGGCGGCCGCGCUCGGUGGCUGGAGAAGAUGCGCAAGACGUUCGAGGAGCCCAACUCCUCACUUGCGGCGCAGCUUUUGGCUUCGGUCUCCGUGAUCUUUGUUAUCGUGUCAAUGGUAAUGCUGUGCGCCAGUACCCUGCCCGACUGGGACACGGCCAAGAGAAACACUGUGGAGGAGCACAGGAUAGUGGAGGCAGUGUGUAUUGGUUGGUUCACGGCGGAGUGCAUAGUGCGCUUUCUGGUGGCCAGAGACAAGUGGGACUUCCUCCGCCGGCCACUCAACAUCAUCGACGUGAUCGCCAUCACCCCCUAUUAUGUCACCAUGGCGAUGUCCGGAGCAGGGAUGCCCGGCGCCGGGCUCGGGGUUGCGGGCGUGAUCCUGCGGGUGCUGAGGAUGAUGCGAGUGUUCUGGCUCAUGAAGCUGGCCAGACACUUCCUGGGCCUGCAGACGCUGGGGUUGACUCUGAGGCGCUGCUACCGGGAGAUGGUGAUGCUGAUGGUGUUUGUCUGCGUUGCCAUGGCGAUCUACAGCGCUCUGGCUCAGCUGCUGGAGCACGGCCUGGACAUGGGAACGCAGAACCAGGAUUACGCCAGCAUCCCGGCCGCCGCCUGGUGGGUGAUCAUCUCCAUGACUACGGUCGGGUACGGGGACGUGUACCCUGUGACAAUCGGAGGGCGGGUCCUCGGAGGAAUGUGUGUGGUGAGCGGCAUCGUCCUCCUGGCGCUGCCCAUUACGUUCAUCUACCACAGCUUCGUGCAGUGCUACCACGAACUCAAACUUCGCUCUGCCAGAUAUGCACGCAGCCUGUCAACGGAGGUGCUGCAAUGAACAUUAGGACCAGAAGACCUGCACACUCCUGAAAGACACCAGCUGAUUCCAUAGUAAAGAAAAGACCAACAAUGUUCUCGUCCCUGUUUCCUGCCUGAGCCACACCUCAUGCUACGUAGCCUGUCUGUCUGUUUCCUGACUGGCUGACGCUCUUGUCCUCACACAGCAUGCUCUGUGCAUGUCUCCGUAACAACACGGUUUGAACUUAAGAACAGGAAUACACAAAAAAUAUUUAUUAACAACACACAGAUGCAGCCAAUCCAGUUUUGACACUGGCUGCUCUUUACGCUGUAUUCCCAUGGUUACAACACCGGCUGAGGCAACUGCUUUUUUGUAUGCUACGUGUGUAUGUGUGUGUGUGUGUGUGUUUGUGUGUGUGUCUGUCCAUCAGCCUUUCACUUUGUCUAAGCUUUGCACCCAGAUGGUACAAGUUACACAAGAUGGAUGUGUGACCUAGAUGCAUCCUGUUAAACCUGUGAAACAUAGAGAACAAGUGAUCAAGUACGUUCUCAGUGGGGACCAGGGAGAGGUGCACGGUGGGCUCAGUGUAUAUGAGUGGCUUAAUCCAGGGAUAAUAAAGUAUUGAGACAGGUCAGCAAGGACUACCAGGUGGCAGGCAAACAAAGACGCACAAGAUGUGACAUGGCAGAUGGAUUGUGAAAUGGAGCAUAAAAGAUUAUGGGACAAAAAAGAGAGAUCGUAGCGCAAGAACGAGCACAAAGAAUGAAUAGCCGGAAUGUGUAUCACUUCUCCAUUUGCGAGUGAAUGUAAUGCGUUUUGUAUGUCUGAGUCUCCAAGGCAACCUCAUCCUCCAGCACGCCAAUCACAGCGCCCGUUGAUUCGUGUGCACAUGAACCAGCCACAUCCACGCACACCGCCUGUUUGGCAUGCUGCACUUUUUUGUCCUGCGAUUAUUCGGAAUGCCACAUCAAUAAUUCACAUAAACAUUAGAGUAAAAAAAAUAGAGGCAGUCCCUGGUGACAGUUCUGACAUUCAUGAAUCCGACAUGUUUGAAGAGAAUAUGAUUUGUUGAAGAGACACAUGAUCCAAACAAACAAGUCAACACCUCUCCCACACAACAGUUCUUCUCUGCAUUUCUUCUCUUUUUCCUCCUGUUGGCAUCAACCAACCUUUACACACACACACACACACACACACACACACACACACACACACACACACACACACACACACACACACACACUAAUGCCCUAAUGGACACAUUAGGGCCUGCACUUAUUCUGCAAAGAAAUGAACAGUUAAUGAGUCCGAGUCUGUUCAUCUGUUCAUGACCUGUGUUUAAAAUUAACGUUUACAUUUGUUAGUUCCUUAUAAUGUUUGCAACCUUGUAUGACUUUAUUACGUGUUGUAAACAGUACAUAUCGCAAAUAUGUGUUGUCGUGUUAUUAGUGUGUUUUAGGUAGUAUUCAAGUCACAAUAGCAUUUUUUAUCAUCCAGCUAACAGCACAUAUUAUUCAACUCAUGUAGCUUAGCUUGAAGCCCAGUAAAAUUUGGCCAAGCCUGAUUGAAAUUAUUAGUCAAAAUCUUUUCAUCAGUUGACACUGCAUUUAUAAUUAAUGUGAUCGAUGUAAGAUAUUUUUUAAUAAAAAGUGCUAUGUGCAAAAUUUCAGAA